Messenger RNA from Pestalotiopsis fici W106-1, 1266 nucleotides. RefSeq lists its product as uncharacterized. The transcript is spliced from 3 exons. NCBI's taxonomy places the organism in Eukaryota, Fungi, Ascomycota, Sordariomycetes, Amphisphaeriales, Sporocadaceae. Bases 1 to 1266 code for a protein of 421 amino acids. The record is from RefSeq and is a predicted model, not a curated record.
AUGGACUUUCUUCGUUCAAGAAUGAAUCAUCAAGGCGAUUUGCCCGGGGAGCACAGAAUAGAUCUGGAGCAAGGCCGCACAUCCGAAGUGCCACAGGGACGAGAGGCUGGCCACAAUAAUGGACAAGAGCAAGGGCAAACACGUUGGACUCGCCUCAGGCCUCGAUUAUCUUUCAUCAGCCCAGCUAGGUCUCAAGAAGGUGCCCGUAGCGUCACCAGAACAAACGUGGACCUUCGCGCCGACGGGAGCCGGAAAACAUCGAGGCUUCAUCUUGGUCUCCCCUCUAUCCCAUCUGCUCGCCUUGCAAUUCCCAACAUUGCGCGCACCCGAACGCACAAUGGAUCAAGACAACCGCGUGCUCGCGAAAGCACGCCCGAUGGCACCGAAGAUGGAUCGCGCGCCUCAUUCCAGAGACCACGCACGGAACGGCCUACAGCAGAUGUCGAGAUGCGGUCGACAAUUGAAGGGUCAGAGUCCAGCCAUAGGCAGGGAAGACGUUUAUUUAGGGGGCGGCAGCGCGCCGAAAUGCACCUCACAGAUGUCGCUGGAUCCAGAGCCCCUGGAAGGCGUGGCGAUGACCACGCGCGAUCGGAGCGGGGAGCAAAGCCCCAGAGAUUUUUAUUCUGCUUUCCAUGGAUUCAAAGUCGCCGUAUUCGGUCUCAGAUCUUGAGAUGUUUCGUGUCAGGCAUGUUCUUACUCCUGAUGCUAGCAAUAUAUCUUGCACUCAGCGUGACGAAGAACAUCAACAACAGCGAAUUCACCAUCUUGCUGAUUUUGAUCAUCCUCUUCGUAACCAUCUUUUUCUGCCACGGUCUGAUCCGGCUCUGUAUGCUGAUCGUAAAGCCAAGAUCUGAUGACGAUGAGAAUAGAGCCCGUCUGCCGGAGAUGUUCGGCCCCGGCGGUUACGCUGUGCCUAGACGACCAAUUCGUGUUCUCCUGGCUCGAGACGAAGAAGCAGCAGGCCUGGAAAGUGAGACAACAAAGCUGCAACCGCCUGCAUAUGGUCUCUGGAGAGAAAGUGUGCGCGUCGACCCAAAUCGUAUCUAUUGGCAGCGCAACGACGAGCCCCCUUCAAGUGCUGAUACAACCGCUCGUCCAGCAACAGCAAAUAGGCCACCAUCGUAUAUUUCAGACGACGGCAUAGAAUAUGUAGUCGAAGCCCGACCAAGAUCAAUGGCGCCUUUAUCAGAUAUGCUAGUGAGCAAUGUGUCACUUCCUCCUCAUCCCUCGGAAGCAGGGAGACUACAGCAUGCACCGGAUGUCUGA